AGAAAGUCUAAUGCGGAUGCCAGAACCACCAGGUAAACAAAGCGCAUCGUUCCACGUCAACCCAAUGGGGCUCGCAGUGCCAUGUGUCUUGCUUCCGUGUGCGUGACUUGAGACCAGCUCUUUUGUUUUCAGCGGGCAAAAUGUUGGGUUGGAUCACUGGCCAGAAUGGGGACGGAGCAGAUGACUCUAGAGUCCUCGAGCCCCCAGAAACCCCCGCCCCUGUCUUCGCAAUUCGCGCCUUCAAGAGUGCCCUUUUCGGCACUCCGGGAGCAGAGGACGACGCAGAUGGUGAGCGGAACAUACUGAGGAAGACUCGACCAGUAGAGCUCCCGCGAAGCAAAAAUGAAGCACCGAAGCCAUCAGCAGAUAAGCUGGUACCAAUAGACAUGCCCAAAAGAAAGGAUUCGGACAACGAGAUGCCACAGCCGCCGCCUGCAGCGUCUCCUACCAAGAGUAUCCUAGUUACGCCAGGAACCACGUCCAACCGCCGGAAGACUGUCUCUUUUGGUGAAUCAGUCAUGGAUAAUGAACGCAAGAAGGAUGAACAAGCGUCCAAGGCAAUUAAAUUGACACCCUCGGGGAAUGUCAGUAGCCAAUGGACGUCGACUCCGCUGGAUGGCAAGAACAAAGCUCGAAGCAAACUUACGCAAAGUUUACUCGAUGCUCGGAAUAACCCAUCACUUGAUCCGCCGAAUCUCGAUUCAUCGAAGCCCGUUAAGACCCCUCAGGGGACAGAAUCUGCGACAAGAGACCAGCUAGAGGACGAUCCGGAAGACGUGACAAUCAACCUGGACGAUCCCCGUUCUCAAUCAGGGAAAUAUUGGAAAGCAGAAUUCGAAAGCUAUAGGAUGAGAACAAAUCGCGAGAUCAAGAAACUUAUCCAAUAUCGAUCCGUGGCGAAGUCCUACGCCAGAAAGAAGGAUAUGGAGUCACUACGCCUGGCAGAGAAGCUUAGAGAAGAAGAGGCCAAGGUUGCGGAUAUGGAACAGCACGUUUCCAACCUUGCUUCUACUAUGGUUGGCACGGGAGGCGAUGCCGAUAAGGAAAAGCUCAUUCAAGACCUCACGAAACAGACAGCUCUAGCCUUACAGUAUAAGCACAAGGUGAAUAGGCUACGGAAGCUCCUCGAACGGCAUGGUGUUGUCGGGAGCGACGCCGAACAACCCGAUGACGACACGGUCUCUGAAAAGAGAGAAGAGGACCUUAGGAAGACCCAGCAAGCAUUGGACCAAGCGAAUGCGAAAAUCGAGCAACUAUCACUUCAACAGGCAGAUAUGGAAAGACUCCAAAAUUUAGCGCGGACAUUCGAAGAGAAGGCCGCCUCUCUCGAGAAGGAGAAUACACGGCUUAAGCAAAGCCUCACGCGCGUCAAGCAGGAGAUGACCAAGUAUGAAGGCCGGCGGAAGGAGAAAGAAGCUAAACUGAAACAACGGGAGGCCAAGCUUGAGGCCCGAAACCAGGAAUACCGAGGACGCCUGAAGGCUGCUGCCCAGGAACGACGCGAUGCCGAGCAGUCGUUCAACGAGGAACGUAAACGAAUGCAGGAACGCAUUGACGCAUUGCAAGGCACAAUCACAAGUCUCGGACGGUUUAAGACUGGUACAUCUGGUGCGGUUCAUACUUACAGCCCGACGAAACGCCUCUCCGGGGUCGAAGCAUACGAUUUCGCAGUAGAACCGCAAACCGCAUACGUCGGCAAGCAGCGUGAACUCGAGGAACCCGGUAGCCCCAGCCCUGCAUCCAAACGCGAUAGCCGUCAGAUGCGGAGUAAUGCUCCCAAUGGCGUCCCUGAUCGAUGGAGACUGUCCAAAAGGCCUCCUAUGGAUCAUGAUGAUGAGGACCCGAUAAUCACCCUGGAGGGGUCUCCAUCGAAAUACCUUGCUUAUCACUCUGACGCCCGUCGCACGAAGGCUGCUGAAGCUGUUCCUCCCUCAUCGCCUCCUGACUUCUUCCCUACCGAGUAUCGAUCACGCGUGUCACCCCAGAAAGUCCAAUAUGAUCAACCUAGCCGUCGUGUCUUGCCCUCUCCUCGGCCUACAAUGAUCAAUUUUUCUGCAAGUUCCGACAAGCCAGAAGAUCAUGGAAGACACAAUACACAUCGUUCCAGGCAGUCUCGUCAUAGAACCAACAAUCUGCCUCCUGUUUUGCAUACUGUGUCGGCGGAGCCGGCCUUGUUAGACAAUGGCCGGACCCUAAGUCUGGCAAGUGUCAAACGAGAUGCUAUGUCCCCCGAACGCAUAGCUGCCGCCCAGGCCAGGCUGCAACAGAGAAAACACGAGAGCAGAAAAGGCGAAGAGCUCCUAGGGAAAGAAAACAUGAAAGCCUACGUUAAUUGAUCAGAAUUAUUUUUUUGCUUUUACGCUGCUGAAAUUGAACUUGUUUUGCAUAUUUGUUGGAAGUGGUGUCGCUAGAGCCGGGAGUAUGGCGUCUUCGAAGCGAAGCGAAGCAUUCUUAGCGGUAUGGGAUACGGCGCAAGUGGUUGGGUUUUUGCUUCCUUUACAACCUGCUUUGCUUCUUAUUUUAAUCCAGCCAUUAUCCCUCAGUCUUGCUUCUUCAUUUCUUUCAUUACUCUUCUUUUUUCUCUUUUGUCUCUUGAGUUCAUUCUCUUUUCAAUGGGAUAUACCCGGAGACCCGAGUCGUGGUUAGCGUUUUUCAGUCGGUUCAAGUCAGAUUGGGAAAUUAUAUAUUUUCUAGCCGCUCAAUCUUCGCUCGCGGCAAGUGUUCUUGAAAUGUAGCUGUUUAGGUCAGUAUUACUCCCUACUGUACAGCUUGGACAUUCAACGUAUAUAUAUAUAUAUAUAUAUGCGACUUGU
Paecilomyces variotii is the source of this 2813-nucleotide messenger RNA. Its product is annotated as spindle pole body formation-associated protein-domain-containing protein. The record is from RefSeq and is a predicted model, not a curated record. The coding region runs from base 141 to 2336 and encodes 731 amino acids. The transcript has 2 exons. NCBI's taxonomy places the organism in Eukaryota, Fungi, Ascomycota, Eurotiomycetes, Eurotiales, Thermoascaceae.